GAUGAGCCUGUGUGUAUAAAAUAGCAGGAGAGGAGACGCGCAUUUAUUGUUUUGAUAUUCUGAACUACAGUGAAGAUGUCUGGAAGAGGAAAGACCGGCGGUAAAGCCCGUGCUAAGGCAAAGACUCGCUCCUCCAGGGCCGGGCUGCAGUUUCCAGUCGGCCGUGUCCACAGGCUGCUGCGGAAGGGAAACUAUGCCGAGCGUGUCGGCGCUGGAGCCCCGGUCUAUCUGGCCGCUGUGCUCGAGUACCUGACUGCUGAAAUCCUGGAGCUGGCCGGGAACGCCGCCCGGGACAACAAGAAAACCCGAAUCAUCCCGCGUCACCUGCAGCUCGCUGUGCGCAACGACGAGGAGCUCAACAAGCUGAUGGGAGGCGUGACCAUCGCUCAGGGCGGAGUGCUGCCCAACAUCCAGGCCGUGCUGCUGCCCAAGAAAACCGAGAAGCCAGCCAAGAAGUAAAUCACUCGGACGCCGCUUUUAGAUCUUCUAAACCCCCAAAGGCUCUUUUCAGAGCCAACCACAUUUCCUAUAAAAGCGCAUCG
This is a messenger RNA of Polyodon spathula (Mississippi paddlefish), 542 nucleotides long. RefSeq names its product histone H2A-like. Lineage: Eukaryota; Metazoa; Chordata; Actinopteri; Acipenseriformes; Polyodontidae. The record is from RefSeq and is a predicted model, not a curated record. Gene Ontology annotation, cellular component: nucleosome. The transcript has a single exon. Bases 76 to 459 code for a protein of 127 amino acids. Gene Ontology annotation, molecular function: structural constituent of chromatin; DNA binding; protein heterodimerization activity.